AUGUACGGCUACAUGUAUGUGCGUGUGGCCGUGCGUUUUCGCGUGUACAGAGGGCUGGACUCCCGGUUGGAGGUGGUGAUAUUUGCAGUUCUCGGCCGUUGGCGCUCCGGCGGUCUCUUCUUGGCAGAGCCGCGGUGUCGGGGGAUCGCGGUUCACAGAAGCCAUGGCUGCUCCUCAAACCGGCCCACAGAUGCUCCCCGCUUCUCCCCGGGCCAGGCCAUCCUCGUCGUCCACGCCGUCCACGUCCGUCACUGA
Knipowitschia caucasica is the source of this 255-nucleotide messenger RNA. The record is from the annotation of a GenBank genome assembly. Lineage: Eukaryota; Metazoa; Chordata; Actinopteri; Gobiiformes; Gobiidae.